This is a messenger RNA of Puma concolor (puma), 342 nucleotides long. Lineage: Eukaryota; Metazoa; Chordata; Mammalia; Carnivora; Felidae. The record is from RefSeq and is a predicted model, not a curated record.
AUGUCUUUGUGUGUGGAGGGCACAGGCACUGGGAGCCUGGCUGCUGCAGUGGAGACAGCCUCGGGUCGCCAGGCCCUGGUGGUGGGCAAGCCCAGCCCUUACAUGUUCGAGUGUAUCACGGAGCACUUCAGCGUGGACCCCACCCGCACGCUCAUGGUGGGUGACCGCCUGGAGACCGACAUCCUCUUCGGCCACCGCUGUGGCAUGACCACCGUGCUCACGCUCACAGGCGUCUCCCGCCUGGAGGAGGCCCGGGCCUACCUGGCGUCUGGCCAGCACGACCUCGUGCCCCAUUACUAUGUGGAGAGCAUCGCGGACUUGAUGGAGGGGUUGGAGGACUGA